AUAAAAUAAACAUUUUAAUAUUUUUCACUCUUUUACUCUGUAAUUUGCUAAAGAGAAAAAAAAAAAAAAAACACAGAGGAAAAGAAAAGCAAAGAAAACCCAUUUUUCAGAGUAUAAAAAUAAAGAAAAUGGGAGCUUAGAAGAAUCUUCAAAACUUUUUUUGUUUUGUUUUUUUUUUGAGCUCUUUUUACAAUAUGAACUUUUUUCAAUGAUUACCCAAACCUUACCCACAAUUUUUUUUCAUGGCUUGUUCAAGUCACCAUUCAUUGGAGCAAAGUCAAGAAGCGUUUUCAUGGCUGAAAUCCAUGCCUUUAGCUCCAGAGUACAGGCCUACUUUAGCAGAGUUUCAAGAUCCAAUUGCAUACAUUUUCAAGAUCGAAAAAGAGGCUUCCCAGUAUGGAAUCUGCAAAAUCAUACCGCCAGUACCACCUGCUUCUAAAAAGACAGCAAUUGGGAACCUCAAUCGUUCCCUUUUGGUUCGUGCUGAAGCUAAUGCAAGCUCCGAUUUGAAGCCAACACCCACAUUUACUACUCGUCAACAACAGAUCGGGUUUUGCCCCAGAAAGCCCCGACCUGUUCAGAAACCGGUAUGGCAAAGUGGGGAGUACUAUACUUUCCAAGAAUUCGAAGCUAAAGCCAAAAGUUUCGAAAGGAAUUACUUGAAAAAAUACAGCAAGAAGGGUACCCUUUCAGCUUUAGAAGUUGAAACCCUUUUUUGGAAAGCAACGGUUGAUAAACCUGCCAUGGUUGAGUAUGCUAAUGACAUGCCUGGUUCAGCUUUUGUGCCAUUGAACCCAAAGAAGAGUAGUGGAGGAGGGAGAGAAGCAGGGGAAGGGGUUACAGUAGGAGAAACACCUUGGAAUAUGAGAGCUGUUUCGAGGGCUAAAGGGUCAUUGUUAAGGUUCAUGAAGGAGGAGAUUCCGGGGGUUACUUCCCCUAUGGUGUACAUUGCAAUGUUGUUCAGUUGGUUCGCUUGGCAUGUUGAGGAUCAUGACUUGCAUAGCUUGAAUUAUUUGCAUAUGGGUGCAGGGAAGACUUGGUAUGGUGUGCCGAGGGACGCUGCGGUUGCUUUUGAGGAGGUCGUCAGGCUUGAUGGCUAUGGAGGAGAGUUCAAUCCUCUUGUUACCUUUUCUACUCUCGGUGAGAAGACCACAGUGAUGUCUCCUGAAGUAUUUCUUCAUGCCGGGAUACCAUGCUGCAGGUUAGUGCAAAAUGCUGGGGAAUUUGUUGUCACCUUCCCGAGAGCUUAUCAUUCAGGGUUCAGUCAUGGUUUUAACUUUGGCGAGGCGGCUAAUAUUGCAACUCCGGAAUGGUUGAGAGUGGCCAGAGAUGCUGCUAUUCGAAGAGCUUCAAUCAAUUACCCUCCGAUGGUCUCUCAUUUCCAGUUACUUUACGAUCUUGCACUUGAAUUAUGUUCAAGGAUACCUAUGAGCAUCAGUGCUAAACCUAAGAGUUCUCGACUAAAGGAUAAGAGAAAAAGCGAAGGAGAAAACUUGGUUAAAGAAUUAUUUGUGCAGAAUCUAAUACAGAACAAUAACUUACUUCAUAUUCUCGGAAAAGGAUCUUCAGUGGUAUUACUUCCCAAAAGUUCAUCUGACAUUUCUCUUUGUUCUCAUUUACGAUGCCAAUCAAGAAUAAACCCAAGGAUGUCACUCAGUUUAUACAAGGAUAUAAUCAAAUCAUCAAAAGACGUAGGUUCUGAUGAGACCGUCAUAGGUGGGAACGAAGAAAUCAAGGGAAUAAAAGGUUUCUAUUCAGUGAAAGGAAAUUUUGCUUCUAUGUAUGAAGGUAACCGAGAUUCUUCAUUUAGAGGAAAUGAUUAUUCAUGUAGAUUUCCAUCGCAGACUUCGAACACAACCAGGGAAAGAGACAGUGCCAUUCUAGAUGACGCAUUGCCCGAUCAGAGGCUGUUUUCAUGCGUCACAUGCGGAAUAUUGUGCUUUGCUUGUGUUGCUGUUCUUCAGCCAACCGAUCAAGCGGCUAGAUACCUCAUGUCAGCUGAUUGUAGCUUUUUUAAUGAUUGGACCGUUGGUUCUGGAGUAACCCAUGAUGGGUUCAAUGCUGCUCAUGGGGAUGCAAUCACUUCCGAGCAAAAUCCUUGUUCAAGGAGAAUGAAUAAAAGUGCUCCAAAUUCUUUAUAUGAUGUCUCUGUUCAGCCUGUUGACUCCAAGUUUCGGAUGGGAGAUCAGAGCAACCAGGUGCUGGAAGAUACUGAAAAACGGGGAGAGAGUUCUGCUCUCGGUCUAUUGGCUUCAACAUAUGGAAAUUCAUCUGAUUCUGAAGAAGAUCUCCCUGAACCAAAUGCUACCAUCUUUCAUGAUGAGACAAAUCCCACAAAUGUUUCACCAGAAAGGAAAAUUCAGUAUAAUGAUUCCGGUUUUUCUCCUAGUGAUGUGAACACAAGUCGUAAUCCUUCAUUAUCAAGGCUCGAUUCUGAGGAGGAAUCUCCAUUUGACAUCAAGAAUGGAAGCCCUGAAACAUUUGACCCUGAUCUUGAGUUUAAAACUGAUAAUCUUAUUUCAAGAAGAUCCAAUGGUUUGGAGGAUAAGUUUAGAGAUCCAAUGACAUCAUCACAUGUUAAUCCGAAUUACUCUCGAGCUGCUCAUGGCAUAGAGAAAAUGAGGUUUAGCAUGGCUGUCUUACCAAUGGAGAAUGUGGAUAUUCCAUUUGUUCAAAGGACGGACGAAGAUUCUUCUCGAAUGCAUGUCUUCUGUCUUGAGCAUGCUGUAGAAGUAGAACAGCAACUUCGCCAAAUCGGAGGAGUGCAAGUAUUUCUCCUUUGUCAUCCAGAGUAUCCAAAAAUAGAAGCAGAAGCAAAGUUGGUAGCUGAAGAACUAGGAAUUGAUUAUCCUUGGAAUGACAUCUUAUUUGGGGAUGCUACUAAGGAUGACAAAGAACGGAUCCAGUCAGCUCUUGAUAGUGAGGAUGCUAUACCUGGGAAUGGGGACUGGGCAGUAAAGCUUGGUAUAAACCUAUUUUAUAGUGCCAAUCUCAGCCGUUCUACUUUGUACAGUAAACAGAUGCCAUACAAUUGGAUUAUAUACAGUGCAUUUGGUCGAAAUUCUUCUGAUAGCUCACUGAAAAAGUUGAAUGUGUACGGGAGGAGGUCAGGCAAGCCGAGAAAAGUAGUGGUGGGAAAAUGGUGUGGUAGAGUUUGGAUGUCAAAUCAGGUCCAUCCCUUUUUAGCACAAAGGGAUUCUGAGGAACAAGAGCAAGAAAGAAGCUUCCAUGCUCAGGCAAUUUCGGAUGAAAAUGUUGAGAGGAAACCGGAAAAUGUUCCGAAAGCUGAAACAAUGAAGGUGGUUAAUAGAAAGAGAAAAUCGAGGGCAGAGAUCACACUGAACAAGAAAGUGAAACGUGUUGAGUCAGAGGGUGCAGUUUCGGAUGAUUCAUUGGAUGGUAGUUCUCUUAGGCAGCAACAGAUAGUUUUCAGAGGCAAGAAACCUAGACUGGUCAAGAAAGAAGAGGCAGUUUCAUGUGAUUUGCUCGAGGAUGAUUCUCUUCUGCGUCACUGGAAUCUCUCAAGAAAUAGAAGGGCUAAAUUUAUUGAAAGAGAGAAUGCAGAAUCAGAGGAUGCAGAAGAAGAUUUUACCCAUCAGCAGCAACGGAGCAAUCUCAGAGGCAGGCAUCACAAAUAUAUCGAAGAAGAUGAUGAAGUUUCCGGUGAUUUACACAAUGAAAGUUCUCUUAAGCAGUAUAGGAGAACUCCUAGAAGCUUGCAGGCCAAAUUUUUGGAUGGAGAAAAUGGUGUAUCUGAUGAUGAACAAGAGGAAAUUUCACAUAAGCUGCAUCGGAGGAUUCCAAGAGGCAAGCAAAUCAAGUCAUCCAAGAGGAACACAGCUGUCUCGGAUGAUUCCCUUAAGCAGUAUAGAAGAAUGCGUAAAGGCAAACAAACAAAGGUUUUCGAGAGAGAUGAUGCAAUGUCAGAUUAUGCAUCAGACGAUGAUUCUCAGUAUCAGAUUAGGAGGAUUCCUAGAGGUAAGCAAAUGAAGUGCAUGGAAAGAUAUGAUGCCUUUUCGGAUGAUUCAGUAGAGGAUAAUUCUCAACAGCAGCAUCGGAGGAUUCUUAGCAGCAAAGCGGCCAAGUUUACUGAAAGGAGGAGGGUUCAUAGAAGUCAGCUAACCGAGUUUAUUGAGACGGAAGAUGCAGUUUCAUCUGAUUCUCCAGAUGACAACAGUUCUCUCCGGCAGCCUCGGAGGAUUCCGAGAAGUAAGCAACCUGAAAUUCUUGAGAGGGAAGAUGCAAUUUCAGAUGAUUCGUUGGAUGGUUCUCAUCAAUCAAAUAGGAGCCUUAGAAACCGAAAAAAGAAAGGCCCGACACUAUGUCAAAUGAAGCGAGAAACCGCUCAGAAUGUAAAACAAGUGAAACGUCGGUCAACGGAACAGGUUAUCUCUCAGCGUGUGAAACAAGAGACUCCUCAGAAUCGGAACACCAAAACUAAGCAAACUGCCAGACACUGCAGUUCAUCAUCUGAUGAAGAUGAGAUAGAAGGUGGACCGAGCACACGCCUAAGGAAAAGAACCCGAAAGCCACUGAAACAGCCGGAAACAAAACCAAAAGAGAAGAAGCAAGCCGGUAAGAAGAAAGUGAAGAAUGCUUUGAAUUCGAAAACCUUAUCUGGUCAAAACUCUGCAAAAGUAAGGGACGAAGAAGUGGAAUAUCAGUGUGACAUGGAAGGCUGUUCGAUGAGUUUCGGCUCGAAACAAGCUCUAAUCCUACACAAAAGGAACAUUUGUCCAGUCAAAGGGUGCGGGAAGAAGUUCUUCUCCCACAAAUAUCUGGUUCAGCAUCGUCGAGUUCAUUUAGAUGACCGACCUCUUAAAUGCCCAUGGAAGGGCUGUAAGAUGACAUUCAAGUGGGCAUGGGCUCGAACCGAACAUAUCAGGGUUCACACAGGUGCUCGUCCUUACGUAUGCGGUGAGGAAGGCUGUGGCCAGACAUUUCGUUUUGUGUCGGAUUUCAGUCGUCAUAAACGGAAAACUGGGCACUCUGGGAAGAAAGGUAGAUGAUAAAUUUAGAAGGAAGGGAAAACUGUAAUUUUAACAUUGUAAUGAACCUGUCAUUGAAUGGUAGGCUAGGGUUAGGAUUUCACCAUUGUUGUCAUUCAGGAAACUGUUAAUUAUGUUCUGUCUUGGGAUUUCAUUAAGCCCCAUUCAUUUACUCUCAAAUUAGAGCAAUUGGUUGGAUCUUGAAUCA
This is a messenger RNA of Gossypium raimondii (Peruvian cotton), 5196 nucleotides long. Its product is annotated as lysine-specific demethylase JMJ705. Gene Ontology annotation, molecular function: histone H3K4me/H3K4me2/H3K4me3 demethylase activity. NCBI's taxonomy places the organism in Eukaryota, Viridiplantae, Streptophyta, Magnoliopsida, Malvales, Malvaceae. The transcript has 7 exons. Gene Ontology annotation, biological process: chromatin remodeling. Gene Ontology annotation, cellular component: nucleus. The coding region runs from base 243 to 5009 and encodes 1588 amino acids. The record is from RefSeq and is a predicted model, not a curated record.